This is a messenger RNA of Acanthopagrus latus (yellowfin seabream), 10366 nucleotides long. Its product is annotated as dedicator of cytokinesis protein 3-like. The record is from RefSeq and is a predicted model, not a curated record. NCBI's taxonomy places the organism in Eukaryota, Metazoa, Chordata, Actinopteri, Spariformes, Sparidae. The transcript has 54 exons. Gene Ontology annotation, biological process: small GTPase-mediated signal transduction. Gene Ontology annotation, cellular component: cytoplasm; plasma membrane. Gene Ontology annotation, molecular function: small GTPase binding; guanyl-nucleotide exchange factor activity. Bases 721 to 7026 code for a protein of 2101 amino acids.
UCUCUCCCUGCUGGUCGGUUCAUACCGUCACCGGACACAGAACCGACCGGACUCUCGCGUCUCCUCUUCUCUGCACAACAAGUUUGGCGGCAGCAGCGCGCUGACCGCGGCCGGCCGGAGGAGGAAUGCGUGUGUUCGUGUUGACUGAGAAGGAGAGCGGAGCGGAGAGAGGCUGAGGAGAUGCGCAGCUGACUGAGAAGGAUCCCUGCAGGGCGACGGACGGCUGGGCUCAACUUGACGGGGACGCGGUGCUGAUCUGACGGCGCGGACUCUCUGACAGCUCGGCACCGAACAGGACCUGUGGGUGGGCUGCAGGGACCCUGACCUCCUCCUCCUCCUCCUCCUCCUCCUGCUGCUGUACAGAUAUCCUGUCUCUCCUCCUCUCACCCCCCCGUGUUGUUCUGCAGGAGGAGAUGGACACACGCACCGCGCCAUGCGUCACUCCAAACCUGACAUGAUAUCCAACAUUAUAUAAUCCGAACAGCUGCAGCUGGUUCAGCGUCCACACCUGAAGAGUGAUAAUUCCUCCAGAGAGCAGCCGGAGUAAACUUUCCCUCUGCGGUCCUCCCUCUCUGUCCCUCUCUGUCCCUCUCUGUCCCCCCCGUCCCCUCUGUCUCCCUCUCUGGUGACACAUCAGUAGGAUUUCCAUGAAGCGCCGCAUCGGGUGAUUUUUUUUUUUUUCUUCCUCGGGGAUUUUUGCUGUUUGUGCACCGGGACACGAUGUGGACGCCGACGGAGGACGAGAAGAUCGGAGUUGUGAUCUGCAACUUCCGGGGCUCGGUGACUCAGGGUUUGGCUCUGGAGGUGGGAGAGACGGUUCAGAUUCUGGAAAAAUGCGAAGGAUGGUACAGAGGAUUCUCAACCAGGAAGCCAAAUGUCAAGGGAGUUUUCCCAGCGAGCUACGUCCACCUGAAGAAAGCCAUCGUCACCAACCGAGGGCCACAUGAGACCGUCGUGCCGCUCGAGGACCCGAUUGUCACCGAGGUGACGUCCACGCUGCAGGAGUGGGCCUUACUGUGGAAGCAGCUCUACGUGAAACACAAGGUGGAUCUGUUCUACAAGGUUCGACACGUGAUGAUGGAGCUGAUCGACCUGAGGAGGCAGCUGCUGUCUGGUCACCUGACGCAGGACCAGAGCCGAGACGUCAAGAGACACAUCACCGUCAGGCUGGACUGGGGCAACGAACACCUCGGACUGGACCUGGUGCCACGGAAGGAGUUUGAGAUGGUGGACGAGGACCAGAUCAGCGUGUCAGAUCUCUAUAAGAUGCACCUGUCGAGCCGACACAGCGUCCAGCAGAGCACCACACAGGGUGACGGGACCCGGCAGCGCCACGGGGAACCCUGCAGGGUUCCAGUACCGCACCACCUGCUGGUCAACCUGAAGAGCUUCACCUACAACAGCAUCGGAGAAGACACGGACAUCUUCUUCUCUCUGUACGACCUGAGAGAAGCCAAGACCAUCAGUGAGAAGUUCAUGGUGAGACUGAACAAGAACGGAGGCCCGAAGAAUCCAGAGAAGGUGGACCGGCUGUGUGCGCUGUUCACGGACCUGAGCAACAAAGACAUGAAGAGAGAUCUGUACAUCAUCUCCCAGGUCAUCAGAACAGGUCGUAUGCUGCUGAACGACAGUAAGAAAGGUCCUCCUCAUGUUCAGUACCGCCGGCCGUACGGCUGCGCUGUCCUGGCCAUGAGCGACGUGCUGCAGACCAUCUCAGAGCUCAAAGAGGAGAAAGACUUCGUCCUGAAGGUCUACACGUGCAACAAUGAGAACGAGUGGUACCAGAUCCACGAGAACAUCAUCCGCAAGUCCAGCACCAAAUACACAGCUCCCAGCACCAACUACGGGCUGAUCAUCUCUCUGCAGCUGCUGAGGGGCGACAUGGAGCAGGUCCGCAGGGAGAACCCACUCAUAUUCAGCAGAGGAGUGGCCAUCACUCGUAAACUGGGCUUCCCCGAUGUCAUCAUGCCAGGUGACAUCCGUAACGACCUGUACCUGACGCUGGAGCGAGGCGACUUCGAGCGAGGAGGGAAGAGCGUUCAGAAGAACAUCGAAGUCACCGUCUACGUCCUGUACGCCGAUGGAGAGAUCCUCAAGGACUGCAUCAGUCUGGGUUCUGGUGAGCCCGGCGUGCCGGAGCACCGCUCCUUCGUCCUCUAUCACAACAACAGCCCUCGAUGGAGCGAAGUCAUCAAACUGCCGAUUCCCAUCGACCGAUUCCGAGGAUCCCACCUCCGCUUCGAGUUCAGACACUGCUCCACGAAGGACAAAGGCGAGAAGAAGCUGUUUGGUUUCGCCUUCACUCCUCUGAUGAGGGAGGAUGGGACCACGCUGUCAGACGAGAGCCAUGAACUCUACGUUUACAAGUGUGAUGAGAACACCACCUUCAGUAACCACGCCCUCUACCUGGGCCUCCCCUGCUGUAAGGAGGACUUCAACAGCUGCCCCAGCAUCCCGUCCAGCCUCAUCUUCCAGCGCAGCACCAAGGAGACCUUCUGGAUCUCCACCCAGCUCUCCUCCACUAAGCUCACUCAGAACGUGGACCUGCUGGCUCUGCUCAAGUGGAAGGCUCAUCCAGAACGGGUCAUGGACAUCCUGGGCCGGCUGCGACACGUCAGCGGAGAGGAGAUCGUGAAGUUCCUCCAAGACAUCCUCGACACGUUAUUUUCCAUUUUGGACGACAACACGGACAAGUACGGACCGCUGGUGUUCCAGUCUCUGGUGUUCAUCAUAAACCUGCUCAGGGACAGUAAAUAUUACCACUUCAGGCCGGUGAUGGACACGUACAUCCAGAAGCACUUCGCUGGAGCGCUGGCUUACAAAGAGCUGAUCCGCUGUCUGAAGUGGUACAUGGACCGGUCUGCAGAGGUGGUCCGACAGGACCACAUACAGGAAGCCAUGAGGGCUCUGGAGUAUCUCUUCAAGUUCAUCAUCCAGUCUCGGAUCCUUUACUCUCGGGCCACCUGCGGGAUGGAGGAGGAGCAGUUUCGCACCAGCAUCCAGGAACUCUUCCAGUCGAUCCGCUUCGUCCUCAGCCUGGACAGCCGCAACUCAGAGACCCUCAUCUUCACCCAGGCCGCCCUGCUGAACUCGUUCCCGGCGAUCUUCGACGAGCUGCUGCAGAUGUUCACGGUGCAGGAGGUGGCUGAGUUCGUGCGCGGCACUCUGGGCAGCAUGCCGUCCACGGUGCACAUCGGACAGUCCAUGGACGUCGUCAAACUGCAGUCCAUCGCCCGGACGGUGGACAGCCGGCUCUUCUCCUUCCCAGAGUCUCGGAGGAUCCUGCUUCCUGUGGUGCUGCAUCACAUCCACCUUCACCUGAGGCAGCAGAAGGAGCUGCUCAUCUGCUCGGGAAUACUGAGCUCCAUAUUCUCUAUAAUCAAGACCAGCUCCAUGGACACGUCGGUGCAGGAGGAGGUGGAGAUGAUGGUGGAGUCCCUGUUGGACGUCCUCCUGCAGACCCUGCUGUCAAUCAUGAGCAAGAGCCAAUCGCAGGAGGCGGUAAGGGGUCAACGCUGUCCGCAGUGCACCGCGGAGAUCACUGGAGAGUACGUGUCCUGCCUCCUGUCGCUCCUCCGCCAGAUGACAGAUAUUCACUUCCAACACCUGAUGGAGAACUUCCAGAGCAAAGAGGAGCUGAAGGAGUUCUUGCUGAAGAUCUUGUGUGUGUUCAGAAAUCUGAUGAAACUCAGUAUUUUCCCUCGUGACUGGAACAUCAUGAGGCUCCUCACCAGCAACAUCAUCCUGACCACAGCUCAGUACUUGUCACCUGCGCUGCACAAGAACUUCACAGAAGCCGACUUUGACUUCAAGGUGUGGAACUCGUACUUCAGUCUGGCUGUGCUGUACAUCAACCAGCCCAGUUUACAGCUGGAGAACCUGAGUCCUGCCAAGAGGAAGAAGGUGUUAGACAAGUACGGUGACAUGAGGGUGAUGAUGACCUACGAGCUGUUCAGCAUGUGGCAAAACCUCGGUGAGAAUAAGAUCCAUUUCAUCCCCGGGAUGAUCGGCCCGUUCCUGGGCGUGACGCUGGUCCCUCAGGUGGAGGUGCGAAACAUCAUGAUCCCCAUCUUCCACGACAUGAUGGACUGGGAGCAGCGCAAGAACGGAAACUUCAAACAGGUGGAGGCCGAGCUGAUUGACAAGUUGGACAGUUUGGUUUCUGAGGGAAAAGGUGACGAGAACUACCGAGAGCUCUUCAGUCUGCUAACCCAGCUGUUCGGGCCGUAUCCCAGUCUGUUGGAGAAGAUCGAGCAGGAGACGUGGAGAGAGACGGGGAUCUCCUUCGUUACCUCCGUCACUCGGCUGAUGGAGCGACUGCUGGACUACCGUGACUGUAUGAAAGGAGACGAGACGGAGAACAAGAAGAUCGGCUGCACCGCCAAUCUGCUGAAUUUCUACAAGUCAGAGAUCAAUAAGGAGGAGAUGUACAUCCGCUACAUCCACAAACUGUGUGAUAUGCACCUGCAGGCUGAGAACUACACAGAGGCGGCCUUCACUCUGCUGCUGUACUGGGAGCUGCUGCACUGGGACGAACGUCCUCUGAAGGAGUUCCUUCAUUACCCGGCUCAGACCGAGUGGCACCGCAAAGAAGGACUCUGCCGCAAAGUCAUCCACUACUUCAACAAGGGGAAGUGCUGGGAGUUUGGUAUUCCUCUCUGCAGGGAGUUGGCCUUCCAGUAUGAGUCUCUGUACGACUACCAGAGUCUGAGCUGGAUCCGGAAAAUGGAGGCUGCGUAUUACGACAACAUCAUGGAGCAGCAGCGCCUGGAGCCCGAGUUCUUCAGGGUCGGGUUCUACGGCAGGAAGUUCCCCUUCUUCCUCAGAAACAAAGAGUUCGUUUGUCGCGGCCACGACUACGAGCGGCUGGAGGCCUUCCAGCAAAGGAUGCUGGGAGAAUUCCCACAGGCCAUCGCGAUGCAGCACCCCAAUCAGCCGGACGAGGCCAUUCUGCAGUGUGACGCUCAGUACCUGCAGAUCUACGCGGUGACACCGGUGCCGGACAGCGUCACCGUCCUCCAGAUGGACCGAGUCCCCGAUCGCAUCAAGAGCUUCUACCGCGUCAACAACGUCCGCCGAUUCCGUUACGACCGACCCUUCCACAAAGGACCCAAAGACCGAGACAACGAGUUCAAGAGUCUUUGGAUCGAGAGGACGACGCUGAUCCUCACUCACCCUCUGCCGGGAAUCUCACGCUGGUUCGAGGUGGACAAGAGGGAGCUGGUGGAGGUGAGCCCGUUAGAAAACGCCAUCUCUGUGGUGGAGAAUAAGAACCAGGAGCUGCGGACUCUGAUCAGCCAGUACCAGCACAAGCAGCUGCACGGCAACAUCAACCUGCUCAGCAUGACGCUGAACGGAGUCAUCGACGCCGCCGUCAACGGAGGCAUCGCCAGAUACCAAGAGGCGUUCUUUGAUAAAGAGUACAUCACCAGCCACCCUGAAGACACGGAGAAGAUCACACAGCUCAAAGAUCUGAUGCAGGAGCAGGUUCACGUCCUCGGAGUCGGCCUGGCUGUGCACGAGAAGCUGGUGCACCCAGAAAUGCGUCCCCUGCACAAGAAGCUGAUCGAUCAGUUCCAGAUGAUGAGGAGCAGCCUCUGCCACUGUUUCUAUGUGGCUCUGCAGGGUCUGCCUGGUCUAGACAAGGCCGGCUCAGGAGCCAACACUCCCCGAGGGAUCCUGGCCUCCCACAGCCCCAUGAGCCCCGAGAGCUUCAAGCUCAUGCACCGGCACAGUGAGACAGGAACCGUUGGCAGUCUGCUGAUCCUGGCUGACGGCGUGGUGGUGGAGCAUCCUGAGGACUUCUACCGCAUGCAGGCAAGCCCCUCCUCCUCCAGCCUUAGCUCCACCCACUCAGCACCCUCCCAGAUGAUGAACUCCGCCCCCUCGACCAUCAGAGUCGGCUCGCCGUCUCUGCCGGAUAAAUACAGACACAACCGAGAGAUGCUGAUGCUGCUGCCGCCGCACAGAGAGAGGCCGAGCAGCGCCAUGUACACCAACAUCACCGAGAACGGACAGCCAACCAACUUCCAGCGAGCGUUGUUCCAUCAGGUGAUUGGUCCCUGCAAACCCUGCAGCGACCCCAACCUGUCUGUGGCUGAGAAAGUCCUCACCACUCCCAGCAGUUGGAGUUUGGACAGCGGGACCAGAGAAGCUCUCCCCUUCCUGUCAGCCCACGUUGGAAGUGUCAUGGCGCCUCCUGUUCCUCCACGCAACCUUCCUCAUGGCCAACACGUGUCGAUGCACUUUGACGCUUUCCACCACCAGGUCAGCGACCUCCCUCCAGCUCUCCCUGCGCGCUCCUUAAGAAAGUCUCCCCUGCACCCUAUACCUGCCUCGCCCACCAGUCCACAGUCCAUCCUGGAUGGCAGUAACUCCACCCUGUCGGGCAGCGCCAGCUCCGGAGUCUCCUCCCUCAGUGAGAGCAACUUCGGGCCCGCCUCCUCCUCCGACCCCCCGGCCAGUCGCACAGACACCCUGGACUCCGUCCCCAGCAGCCAGGCCUGGACCACCGACCAGGAAGACCUGGACUCGCUCUACCAGCCCGUCAGGUACAGCAUCUCCGAGCCCGAAGUCCUGGACGGGGUCAAACCCCCGCCCUGCCGCAGCCACUCCGCCCCGGGAGGCGUCGCCCCGGCCCAGGCAGGAGUCCAGAUCCAGCCCCAGGCUCCGGGUCCGGCCUCCACCGGAGCUCCACAACACCCGCAGCAGCAGCAGCAGCAGCAGCAGCAGCAGGACGGGCUGACGCACCCGCAGCUCCACCACUACUACCACCACUUCCACCCACACUACAUCCCCCACCACCCGCCUCUCUACCACCUCCACGAGCCUCCACCCGCCCUGCCCCCCAAACCCUACCUCAGAGAGGGCUGCAUCCCUGAAGAAGACCCCCUGAACACCCAGUGUGCUCCUCCUCCUCCUCCUGCACCUCGACCGAUGCCGCGCAAGAUCUCCCAGCCCAUAAUCGCAGCGACCAAGGACGAGCAGGCUAAAGUGGCGUGGGAGCACGGCAUCAGCGAGGAGUGAGGCGCGACUCACGACCACGGUGGCACUCACUGAUUUAACAGAAUAUAAACUCUUUUGGAAAGAGAGGAAGAGAGAGUGAUGACCUGUCAGCUGUCCUGGUUCAAUAACCAAACUAAUCACUAAAGAUGAAGGUUGUUAUUGAUCGGCUCUCAGCGUCCGUUAACCAAACGACCUCCCUCCUGUCGCUGCAUCCUUAUACGAGCACAUCCAGCUUAUAAAAUUAUAUUUAAUCAGCUUUUUUUCCCCACUAAAUCCGUCAUAAUAAUGUUCACACAUAUUUCUAAACUGCACAGAAGUUUCUAAUGUUACUUAUUGAUCAUUUCCAUUGAUAACACAACUCAAACAUCAGAUUAAAGAUUCUAGACUCGAAUUCUAACUUUUCGACAAGCAGCACUUUAACAAAAAACACCAGAACACAUUAAUAAGAACUUAACAUAUUUUUUAUAAAACCCAGAACUGUGAGAGGAAUCACAGAUAUUGACGACAAAGAAAGAAAUUAUAAUAACGAAGACGCAACAAAUCGAGAUCGUCCCACUUCAGACAAACUGCUGAAACUAAAAACACACAUUAUAUUUUCCAACCAGAAACAUGUAGAUAAAUGUAAUUCUCUAUAUAAGAAGUAUAUAAUUUAUAUUUAAUCGUUCUACUUUUGAUUGAAGGUGUAGAAAUAUGCAAGAUAAAAGGCUUCCUGAGCCGUCAGUAGCUGCUCGGCGACGGCGUGACGACAUAAACUUUCACUUCACAAAGUUUCAGGGUCGAGAAAUUAAUUAAUUUAAGCUUUUGAUGUUAAAAAUGAGCCAUGAGUGAUUUUUUUAUUUUAUUAUUUAGCUGAUGAGGUGUGAAGGGACGAGGCGUCAGAUAUUUAUAGAGAAUAUUAACGAUAAUAAACACACUUUUUGCCAUUUUUUUUUAAAUGAAAGUGAUGAAUUUUUUAAUCGGGAAACUGUUUUGUACGUUUCGCAUGUUGAGUCACUGGAGCUGAAACAGACUGUGAGCAGGUGAACGACUGGAGAACUUCUGUCCGCGCUGAGGAAGAAGAAGAACUUCGAUCGUGACGGAUGAUUUACUCUCGGUGUUUAACGUGCUGUGAAGGACUUUUUGUAUUUUGUUUGUUUUAAAAGAAGUUAAGCUUUUUACUUUUUAGCCACCAGCUCAGAUUGUGUCCUUCCUGUAGUCCUGUAAUCCAGCGAGUCUCUCCUCGCCCUGCUGUGGCUGAAAUGAACAAAACUGAACUGUGAACAGCUGUUAGCUCGUCUGGUUUAGCUUCUAAACCGCCAAACCUGUUUAACCGGCUCUGUGUUUCCUGCCUGAGGUCAGAUCACAGCCCCACUUUAACCACAGAGGAAGAUUAUGAACGUAUUAAUGUGCACAGAUCUGAAUCAUAAAGUCUCAAAGAGCCUCUCACAGGUAAAAGUUCUGAAUUAAUAAGAUGUUUUAAGACACGGUUGGUGAUGUAGAGACCCAGAAAUGAGUUAGCAUGUUAGCAUGUUAGCACUUCCUGUUCCUUCGUCUCAAAGUCUGGGAGUUUUUAAAGUGUUUUUUAGUUAAAUGUCUGAUGGUUAUCACAGGCACUGAUUUAUUUACACCUUCCACAACAUUAAAUACAUAAUUUAAUGUCCCACAGUUUGAUUAUAAAGCUCAGCGGCUGCUAACGAGCGUCUGAAUGAGGCUACAGAGGUUGUCAGAGACAUUAAACGUCUCAUCUAAAUGUGUUUCUACGUCUCAUUUAUAGAUAAACGCAGGUGAGGAAAUGAAGCUCGAGCACUUAUAAGAAUCAGACGUACAGCUUCAUACAUCUGAGGAAAAAACUGCAAAUAAUAUUUCCUUCUUUAUGUUAAUCGACACAGUUUGAUGCCCAGAUGUGUUAAUCCGCUGCUGAAAAUAGUCCCCCAGCAACAACUCCUCCUGUUUACAGUCUGAUUCAACUGAAUGAAGGUUGAAAUGUUCAGUUUGUGUUUCAAACAUCUGUUUGUGUUUUAUAGUCGACCUCGCUGGCAAACACAGGGUAGACAGAAUAAUAGAAACAGCUGUCAGCACCACCGGCUGCUGUUUAAUUGAUCUAAUGUUGUUUAAAACCUUUUGUUAUUCAGACAUUUAGAUAAUCGGGAGAAUAAUUAUUUCCUACUGAUGUUCUUCUUGAUAAUUACCGUCACACAUCAUGUUGUGAUAUUUUAUUUCCCUGCAUGUGAAAGAACAGAACGUCAGCACAAUCUGAACAUCAUGAGCUUCAUUUCAACAGUGUAACUGCAGGAUUGUUGUAUUCCACUGCAUCAGUUUCAGACAGUUUUACCAAAUAAACUGGAUAUAUGAAGAAAUCUUGCAGUCAAACCUUCACAUGAUGUUUUAAAGAAAGUUCACGUCUAAAAAAAAAAAAAGAACUAAGAACUAUGCAAAGCCCGUCAUGAUCAGAGAUUCUUCUUUUAUUUUGACGUCCAGUUUGAAAUAAGUUUGUUUCUAAGUUGCUUUAACAAAACACAAACCAUGAGCAUGCUCGAGAGGCGUUUACUGAAAAUGUGGAACUUUAUAAAAGUUAGUUUCCUGUAAGAAGAGCACAGGGUGAACUGACAGUCAGUGAACACAUCGUGACACUAACACACUGAACACACCUGUCUGCUUGUUUCGUUGGGUCAAUGUGAAGGGAAGCUGACGGAGAGUUGUGUGUACAUAAACGAGGACAGAGUGUAUUUAUACUGAUCAUAAAGGGCAAACCUUGUAUACAUGUAGAUUGUGAUCGUCUUGCCUUGUACUUUCUGAUGUAAAACUGUUUUUAAACCUAAACAACACAACUUCCUUUUGUCUAAUGAUUCUGAUGAUUUCAGGGCAGCUGAGCGGAGGUCCGUUAUUAUUUUGUGUAUUUUGCAUCAACGACAAAUCCAGAUAGUCGAGUUACUGCGACGGUUUUCCUUUGUACAACGAUGCUAAUGAGUAUUUCUUGUAUAUAAAAAGUCUCUGUUGUGUUAGCAUGGGUGUAAACUGUGUAUGUGUAGGACAGUAGAUGUAAAUACUCACGUUCUUUUUUUUUUCCUACUCACUAAACAAACUGCUGUGUUGUGGAUUCAUGAUUAAUGACAAACAUUAAACUGUAAUGUUUUAUUGACUCUGCUGUGAUUCAGCCGGCUUUUAUUUCACCUUUAGAUCAGUGUUAAAAUACUCUGUUACAUGUAAAUCACACAACACAAAAAAAACUCAGAACUGCUGCAGCUGAUAUAACCAUCAGCUACGAUACAACUCGAGGAGGCUCAUAUCUCAGAAUGAAGUUAUUAAAUGUUACUGUUGAUGUGAUAAAACACAACAGUCCACCUGUGACACUGACGGCAGAUUAGAACAGAAUAUAUCAGAC